UAUUGAUGAAGGAAAUUAAGACGAUUAAGGACGAAAGUAGCCCUCGAAGGGUCUAUUUCUCAGCCUAUAUAGAGCAAGUGCUUCCUCCCGUUUUUAGAAUACUGGCGACACACCUAAAUCUGUUGUUUAAUUAGCAAUUUAAUCAGAAGAAAUAGAAGAAGGGAAAAAUGGGAGACAGCACCAUGACAUGUAUAGACAUUCUUCUGGCCAUCAUCUUGCCUCCCCUUGGUGUUUUCUUCAAGUAUAAAUGCCAGAUGGAGUUCUGGAUCUGUGUUUUGCUGACUCUGUUUGGAUGGCUACCUGGUAUUAUCUAUGCUAUUUGGGUCCUCACCAAGUGAUUGAUCAUCAUAUGGAGAAUAUAUGAAGACCACUACUAAUAAAUAUCUUCAUAUUCGUUGAUGGAGUGUCUACCUGUUUUCUAUUUUGUGAUCUUCCCAGUUUGACCCCUCUAUAUUUAUUAGUAUUCCUUUUUGGUUUAUUUCUCUUGUGUAUUUUUCAAUAGAGAAAUCUGGAUGGAUAGAUAGAUUGAUUGUUGAUGAUAAUAUUUACGGUGUUAUUAGGUAUUACUAUUGCAAGUCAUUCGGGAUUGUAAUGUGACUUUCAUUCUGUAUUUUAUUGGACGUAUAUACUAAUAAUUGCAUAAUAUUGUCAUA
This is a messenger RNA of Capsicum annuum, 653 nucleotides long. RefSeq names its product hydrophobic protein LTI6A. The coding region runs from base 168 to 338 and encodes 56 amino acids. The record is from RefSeq and is a predicted model, not a curated record. The transcript is spliced from 3 exons. Lineage: Eukaryota; Viridiplantae; Streptophyta; Magnoliopsida; Solanales; Solanaceae. Gene Ontology annotation, cellular component: membrane.